Messenger RNA from Panthera uncia (snow leopard), 1940 nucleotides. RefSeq names its product monocyte to macrophage differentiation associated (gene MMD). Gene Ontology annotation, molecular function: pore-forming activity. Bases 258 to 971 code for a protein of 237 amino acids. Gene Ontology annotation, cellular component: membrane. The transcript is spliced from 8 exons. The record is from RefSeq and is a predicted model, not a curated record. Lineage: Eukaryota; Metazoa; Chordata; Mammalia; Carnivora; Felidae.
GGAGGAGCCGGGAGGCGGGAGGCGGGAGGCGGGAGGCGCGGGGGCCGUUUAAGCGGCCUCCCUCCCGCCCCCAGCCGCCCGGUCUGGCCCCGACCCUGUCCCGACCCCCGGCCUGGCCCACUCCAGCCUGCCCCGCCGAGCGGUCCGCCGGGCACGCGGGCGGCCUCCGGAGCAGCCCAAGCCCAUGAGGGCCGCGCGCCCUGCCGCCGGCGCAGACGAGACGGAGCUCCCGGCCCCCGAGGAGGAGCGGAGGAUCAAUGCGGUUCAAGAAUCGAUUCCAGCGGUUCAUGAACCACCGGGCCCCAGCCAAUGGCCGCUACAAACCAACCUGUUACGAACAUGCUGCUAACUGUUACACGCAUGCAUUCCUCAUUGUUCCGGCCAUUGUGGGCAGUGCCCUCCUCCAUCGGCUGUCUGACGACUGCUGGGAAAAGAUAACUGCAUGGAUUUAUGGAAUGGGCCUCUGUGCCCUCUUCAUUGUUUCCACAGUAUUUCACAUUGUAUCAUGGAAAAAGAGCCACUUAAGGACAGUGGAACAUUGUUUUCACAUGUGUGAUAGAAUGGUUAUUUAUUUCUUCAUUGCUGCUUCUUACGCUCCAUGGUUAAAUCUCCGUGAACUUGGACCCCUGGCAUCUCAUAUGCGUUGGUUUAUCUGGCUCAUGGCAGCUGGAGGAACCAUUUAUGUAUUUCUCUACCAUGAAAAGUAUAAGGUGGUUGAGCUCUUUUUCUAUCUCACAAUGGGGUUUUCUCCAGCUUUGGUGGUGACAUCAAUGAAUAACACUGAUGGACUUCACGAACUUGCCUGUGGGGGCUUAAUUUAUUGCCUGGGAGUUGUGUUCUUCAAGAGUGAUGGCAUCAUUCCAUUUGCCCAUGCCAUCUGGCACCUGUUUGUGGCCACGGCAGCUGCGAUGAGGAAACAAACACAGAUGAAUGAGUUUCCUUGUCCAAGGCAAGUGGCAGAACUGGACUGAACCCAGGAAGCCUGGCGUCUGUUUUCAUUCUCGGGAGUGCAAGUCCUGUUAAAGGUUUCCUAAUGGGUCUACCCAAGGGAAGACCUCUUACAAAUAAAACUCAUUCCAAACCUCCACAUUUUUACUGGGUGUCUCUGGGUUAUGUCUACUCUUCUAUGCCAAUUAGGUGAAGAGUGGAACACGACUAUCCCCAAACGAAACUGACCACAAAGAGGCUGGUUCACCUCCCUCCUUGGGAAGCCAAAUAAAGUCUCCCAAGAGGGCCCAAGGAAUGUUUUUAGUUUAACGGGGUUAGAAUUACUGCAUUCAUGCCUUUCUGCUGCUCUUGCUAUUUUAAAUAGACAGUGCCAACAUGUUCUUACGUUCUGUGCCAUUACCACCUACAUCUCUGCAAUGUAUCCGUGAUGUUAUUUUCCCAAGAAACAGGGCUACUGUGCACUCGAGCCGCUUUGCAAGGCGAGUUAAGCUAUUCUCAUCAGGAGCCUGUUCACCUCCCAUUUUCCUCCGCAGCUCAUUAUCCCGCACACUUGCACUGCAGUCAGAAGGUUUAAGCUCAGACUGGCUGGGCUUAAGAGGGCCUUGGGGAAAUAUGCUUUGGAGCCUUACCUCAUCCGCUUGGAGGGAUCACAGGCCUUCUUGCCGUUCUGCGCCAGGCCAAUCUCCAUAUGCCCAAUCAAACGUGUCCGUCGCUGAAAAGGUCAGGAAAAUGUAUUCAUCAAGAGGAUUUGGUUCUCUUAAAAUCACGAGUGUUUUCUGAAGCCCAUCUGUGAGCUGUGUGCUGAGUUGGCGUGGACUCAUCAGCCAGCCUGUGACAGAUUGGGUGAGCUGAGGCAAGUUACAGAUUACCCUCGAGCCUCAGUUCCUAUCUGCAAAAGGGGUAUAGCACUUCCCUCAUAGUGCAGUCAUAAGGAUUGAAUAAUUACCAGAAGUGUCUGGUUUAUGCAUUCUGGCAUAUGAUUGGCACUGGAU